ACUGUCUCUCACUGUUCAAAUAAACCUACCAUUAAAAUGAUAGACUGAUCAUUUCUUUGCCAGUGGGCGAAUGUACAAAAUUAGCAGGGGAUCCAAUACUUGUUUCCCUCACUGUAGUUAGUCUUUUGUUCUGAAUGUAUUGAUGUAUUUAUGUUGUGACACAGUGGUUGAGGUCUAAGACUGAUCCACACUUACCUCCAGUCAUCUGCCUCGUUCCUCCAGUGGUCUUAGAUCAAUUUCCUGUUUCUCUUUUCAAGAUGGACAUUUUAUCUUCAUGUAUUUAUUCUUAAUGUGUGUAUGGUUAUUCAUGUAAAUUCAUCAUAAAUCCAUAGGAAAUAUAUUGUAUUUAAUAUUUACAGAACAGAUUGGUCAUAACAAUAUUUAUAUGAUAUAUGUUUGUGUUGUUGAUCCAGAGUGUGAUUUCCUCUUAAAUGACACCCUAUUCCCUAUAUAGUGCACUAUUAUUGUCCAGAGCCAAAUUGGCCCUUGUGAAAAGUAGUGCACUACAUAGGGGAUAGAGUGCCAUUUGGGACACAGCCUAUCAUCAUGGGGUUAACUACUGUUAAAUAAUAUAAUAGCACAAGUCUUAAUGAAUAGGGCUUCCAGAACCCUACUAUUUCUGAUUAGUGUCUCGGGGGAAACACAGUCUUGUGUGUUCAGAUGAUCUGCCAUUAAAGGGACAAUCCAGUAUUGGUACAUCCAUUUUUUUUAACCUUUAAAUGAAUGAUAUGUAGCCAUUGAUUGUUAGAGAAUUUAAUGAAUAAAUACCUCAUGAGUUUAGUUCAAAUGUCUUCCCUAAUCAGAACCCAAAUUAUCAGCUUGUUUCACUACAUUUCUUGUAAAUAAUGUAAUUGGUAACUAACGCUGUAUAGCUUCAGAACAUGGUUAAACUAUCAUUUUGAUCUCAUGGAUGGUCACUCAAUUUGAGUGGUUUAAUUUCUGAGUGGCCAUUUAGUGGGUGGUCAUUUAGUGGGUGGCCAUUUAGUUGGUGGCCAUUUAGUGGGUGGCCAUUUAGUGGGUGGCCAUUUAGUGGGUGGCCAUUUAGUGGGUGGCCAUUUAGUGGGUGGCCAUUUAGUGGGUGGCCAUUUAGUGGGUGGCCAUUUAGUGGGUGGCCAUAUAGUGGGUGGCCAUUUAGUUGUUUGAAUCGCAGAUUGCCCCUUUAAGGAUCAUAUGGUGGUGCUCACAGGAGCAAUAUAUAUAUUUUUUGUUACGUUUUGUGUGUUUGAUAUUUGGGUUUGUGACAGUUUCUCACACUUGUUCCCGCUGCCUGUCUACAUCUUCAAGGAUGCCUUUGCACAUUCUAAAGAUAUUAAAUGAAUGUGACCUGUAGUUCACUGGUGCUUAACAAUAAGAUCUGUGUAGGAAAACUAUGGACUGUAAAAUGUAAGGGACUUCCUGUAAGGGACUUCCUGUAAGGGACUUCCUGUAAGGGACUUCCUGUAAGGGACUUCCUGUGGAAAAACACAAGACAUUAAAGAGCCUCUAGAAAGGUUUGAAAGCCUUGCUCUCCUUGGCUGUUCCUUUUAAUGUACAUUCAAAUGGAAAUGAUUUAGAAGAGGUACAUGAGUGUGAACGUGUGUUUGUUCGUGGUGAGAUUCAAACACGUCAACACUAGAUUAUUACACUAGAUGUUUACGUUAAACGUCCACCUCGACCAACCACCCUCCUUUCAGUUUUGCCUUAAAUAACCAUCUGUCUUAUGUGACCAUAUCAAACGUAACAUACUAAUUUAAAUGUUCUGUAUUUACGUUUACUAAGUUACAUCUAGUCUAGUCAUGUAACCUAACAUAAACAUAUCAUACUAUAUAAAAGGAGUGGCACAGAUUUAAGUAAACUAUAAUGUGUUUUGCUUGGGUUAUAGACCUCUCUGUGUCAUGUGGUCUGCACAUCAGGCUUAGAAUCCACAACCAAAACGUACCACCACAGUUCACACCCAUGUUAUCUGAUUCUGAGCUCACUAUGCAACAGUUGUGUGCAGCGAUGCAGUUGAACAGGUUCUUGUUCCAAGGAAUAGAAAGAAGAAGGUAGUUUGAUCACAUCACAAUAGUUUGAUCACAGAACACUAGUACAUUUAUCAGACUGCAGUGUCUCAAUAGGACCGAUUCAACCAGGAAUGAAGGUGACUCAACUAGACUGUCUGUGUCUGAUUCUUCUACAUCUCCUACACACAGCAGGCUCUGAGAAGUUUGAGGUUCUUGGUCCAACUGAUUCCAUUGUUGCUGUAGCUGGUGAUGACAUCAUUUUGCCCUGUUACCUCAAACCCAACAUCAGUGCUGAGGACAUGACAGUGGACUGGCUUAACCUGGACUUCUUAGACAGUCGUGUCUUUCGUUACCAAAACCACAGAAUCAUACGAGAGGAUCAGAUUCUCUUCUAUAGUGGAAGAACUUCACUGUAUGAAGAGGAACUAUGGAGGGGAAACACCUCUUUGAAACUGACCAGGGUACAAGGCACUGAUGAGGGACGUUACAAAUGCUUAAUUCAGUCAAAGAGCUGGUAUGAUGAUUUCACUGUUCAAGUCCUCGUUAAAGCUGUAGGAUCCAAGCCAGUGGUGUCCAUCGAGGGACACAGAGAGGGAGGGAUGGGUCUGCUGUGUGAAUCAGAAGGCUGGCACCCUGAGCCUGAGCUGGUGUGGCUGGACAGUAAAGGAGUCCAUCUCUCUGCUGGUCUUCCUGAGACACACAGAGACUUAGAUGGAUUCUACACAGUCAAACGACAUGUCAUUGUCCAGGAGACUGACACCAACCGCUUUACCUGCAGAGUCCAACAGAGCCGGAUCAAUGAGAAGAUGGAGACAGAGAUUCACCUCCCUAUUGUAGGAUCCAAGCCAGUGGUGUCCAUUGAGGGACACAGAGAGGGAGGGAUGGGUCUGCUGUGUGAAUCAGAAGGCUGGCACCCUGAGCCUGAGCUGGUGUGGCUGGACAGUAAAGGAGUCAAUCUCUCUGCUGGUCCUCCUGAGAUACACAGAGACUCCAAGGGAUUCUACAGAGUCAAACAACAUGUCAUUGUCCAGGAGACUGACACCAACCGCUUUACCUGCAGAGUCCAACAGAGCCGAAUCAAUGAGAAGAUGGAGACAGAGAUUCACCUCCCUAGUGAGUUGUUUGAUUACGCAACCCCAUUGAGAAUGGCCUUCAUUGUGUUAUGCUGUCUGGGAGCCGUCACUGUGAUUGGGUUAUCUCUGGCUGUCUACUGCAUACGUAAUAAGAAAGAUGUCCUCACUAGGAAGCUAGAUGACCUCUGGGACCAGAAUUAUGAACUCUGUGAACAGAAAUAUUACCUCACUGAGAAUCGAGAUGUCCUCAGGAAGGAGAAGGAAAUCCUGACUUCUCAGCUGGACUUUGAAACCAUCAGAAGACAUGAAGUGGAUGUGACUCUAGACCCUGAUACGGCACAUUGUAAACUCAUCCUGUCUGAUGACGGGAAACAAGUGAGACAUGGAGAACUAGAUCAGGUUCUCUCUGACAACGGGAAGAGGUUUACAAAUUGGUCCUGUGUCCUGGGAAAUGUGGGCUUCUCAGGGAAGUUCUACUAUGAGGUGAAGGUGGAGGGGAAGACUGAGUGGACUUUGGGGGUGGUCAUACAGUCCAUCAAUAGGAAUGAGAGGUCUAGACCGAUCCCUUAUAAUGGAUACUGGACUGUGGAGCUGAAGGAUGGAGAGUACACAGCUCAUGCUGAUUCCCCUGUCACCUUCACCCCGAGAGAGGAGCCCCAGAAGGUGGGGGUGUUUGUGGAUUAUGAGAAGAGACAGGUCUCCUUCUACAAUGUGGAGGACAGGUCUCAUAUCUACUCUUUCACUGACUGCUCCUUCACUGAGAAACUCUAUCCAUUCUUCAAUCCUGGUGAUUCAGAUAGUAUUUCACUGGUCGUCUGUCCUGUGGAUGCUACUGACUGACUGUUUUAAAUCAAACAGGGUGCAAUUGUUAUUUGUGAAAUGCUUGUUACUCUGCUAAUGUGCAGUAAAUAUACUGUAUAUAAUUUUAAAAAGUGCUGAACAAGUAGUUAUAUUGACAACAUCCGUCCGAGCUCAUUUAUGUCUUAAUGGAAAUUACGGAUUGUCUCUUAUCCGCUCCUCGUUCCCUUAUGCCAUAGUUUGUACAUCUCAAUUGUCAGUAGAAAACACGUUUAAACAAGUCAGCCAUAUGAGCAAUAUUUAAGAAGGCAGUAAAUUAGGCUCAAUGAACUGUUUCGCUGCCAGACAUGGCUCCGCUGAUAGCCAGGUGUAGCAGUGGUAAGGUGUUGGGACAGCUUUAUGUAGGCCCUAACAGUUUGUGGGCACCGUUUGUAACCGUUAAAGUGCAAUUAAUGUAUUGUUUAGUGUUGUAUAGUGGCUUUGCUGGCAUGCAUAAGAUUUACAUGCUAAAAUUGCAACUGGUUGUGUAACCUUUCUGCUGUGUGCUCCUACAUUUAGGUAACAAUGUAGCAACAGCACAAAAUAAGUGUUUUACAUAUUGAUCAUUUGAUAAUUAAAUGUUCUGAAAGAGUGUUUAAAAAUAGUUUUAUCUCCAUCAUUGUCAUCAGACAGACUACUGUUGCAGACAGACUAUUGUAUACUGUAACGGCCGUUGUUGGUGGAAGAAGGUGAGGACCAAGGUGCAGCGUGGUAUGUGCGCAUAUUUAUUAGAAUGAACACGGAAAUAACCAAAAUAACAAAGAGAAACGAC
Oncorhynchus kisutch (coho salmon) is the source of this 4664-nucleotide messenger RNA. Its product is annotated as butyrophilin subfamily 2 member A1-like. The transcript has 14 exons. Gene Ontology annotation, cellular component: external side of plasma membrane. Gene Ontology annotation, biological process: regulation of cytokine production; T cell receptor signaling pathway. The record is from RefSeq and is a predicted model, not a curated record. Bases 2114 to 3895 code for a protein of 593 amino acids. Lineage: Eukaryota; Metazoa; Chordata; Actinopteri; Salmoniformes; Salmonidae. Gene Ontology annotation, molecular function: signaling receptor binding.